UCGGCCGAUGUUCCUGCUUCGUGAAAUUGAUAUUCAAGAAACUUUUUUUCCUGCUCGGCAUUGAGAGGAUGAAUAAGCUGGCCGGUCACAGAAAGCCGCGUCUCUCGUCACGUUGAUGUAAAAUUCCUCGAGUUCGACAUUGCGUGGAAACCUUCCGGGUUCCCAUGGAAGCGUCAUAAUCUUUUAUACGGUUACGGCAACAUUUUUCGUUACUGCGCUAGUUUUUGCAAAAACUGCAAAGCAUAGGUGCAAGUUCAAAGUCGGUCAUGGCAGUGGCUACAGUGCGCGAGUGCUAAGCCUGUCAGAACAGUUGUUUACUGAUGUCGGUGGCUGGGAACUACGCUAGAACGGUCGCCUAGAGAUUUCUCCGUGGAUGCGUGCGCUCGUCUGAGUUCUUGCCGUGUCCUGAACGCACAAUGAGCUUGAAGCCUGGCAAGAAGGAUACCAAAAUGCGUAUCCGAGCAUUUCCUAUGUCUAUGGACGAGAGGUAUGUCCAGAACAUCUGGGGUCUCCUGCGUAAUGCCAUCCAGGAGAUACAGAAGAAGAACAACAGUGGAUUGAGCUUUGAGGAGCUGUAUCGCAAUGCAUACACCAUGGUGUUGCACAAACACGGAGAGCGUCUCUACACAGGGCUGAGGGAGGUGGUUACAGAGCAUCUAGUGAACAAGGUUCGGGCAGAUGUCUUAGCCUCCCUGCACAACAACUUCCUACAAACACUAAAUCAAGCCUGGAAUGAUCACCAAACAAGUAUGGUCAUGAUCAGGGACAUUCUCAUGUACAUGGAUCGAGUGUAUGUCCAGCAGAACAAUGUGGAUAACGUGUACAACCUAGGCCUGAUCAUCUUCCGGGACCAGGUAGUGCGGUAUGGCAACAUCCGGGACCACCUCCGUGACACGCUCCUGGGCAUGGUCCAGCAAGAGCGCAAAGGAGAAGUGGUCGAUAGGCUAGCCAUCAAGAACGCCUGCCAAAUGCUGGUACACUUAGGGAUUGAUUCAAGGUCAGUCUAUGAGGAAGACUUCGAGCGGCCCUUCCUAGCACAAUCUGCAGAAUUCUAUAUGGCGGAGAGCCAAAAAUUUCUGACGGAGAACAGUGCCUGUGUGUACAUCAAGAAAGUGGAGCAGCGCAUCAACGAAGAGGCGGAACGAGCAAAGCAUUACCUGGACGAGUUCACCGAAGAGCUUAUUGUGCAGGUGGUUGAAAAGGAACUCAUUACCAACCACAUGAAGACAAUUGUUGAGAUGGAGAACUCUGGUGUUGUGCAUAUGCUCAAGAAUCAGAAAACGGAGGACUUGGCACGAAUGUUCCGCCUCUUCAACCGGGUCCAGGACGGCCUCAAGACAGUGGUAGACUGUGUGAGCCAGUAUCUGCGCGAGCAGGGCAAGUCAUUGGUGACCGAAGAGGAUGGUGGCAAGGGGGACGCCCUGAGUUUCGUGCAGAACCUUCUGGACCUGAAGGAUCGCUUCGACCACUUUCUGCACCACUCCUUCAACGGCGAGCGCCAGUUCAAGCAGAUGAUUGCCAGUGACUUUGAGUACUUCCUCAACCUGAACCGCAAGUCGCCCGAGUACCUGUCCCUGUUUGUGGAUGAUAAGCUCAAGAAGGGGCUGAAGGGCAUGACUGAGCAGGAGAUUGAGCAGGUGCUCGACAAAACCAUGGUGCUGUUUCGCUACCUACAGGAGAAGGACUUGUUUGAGCGAUACUACAAGCAGCACCUGGCCAAGCGGUUACUGCUCAACAAGAGCGUCUCCGAUGACUCUGAGAAGAACAUGAUCUCCAAGCUCAAGACUGAAUGUGGUUGCCAGUUUACCUCUAAAUUGGAAGGCAUGUUCAAGGACAUGUCAGUCUCAAACACAAUGAUGGAUGAAUUCAAAGCUGCUGUGGCCUCUUCCAAUAUGAACUUGUACGGAGUGGACCUGAAUGUGCGUGUGCUCACUACGGGGUUCUGGCCCACGCCUGCCUCCACACCUAAAAGCAACAUUCCUACAGCUCCUCGCAACGCGUUCGAGGCUUUUCGCAGGUUCUACCUGGCCAAGCACAGUGGUCGACAGCUGACUCUGCAGCCACAGCUAGGCUGGGCGGAUCUAAAUGCAGUGUUCUAUGGGCCGCGCAAGGAGGAGAAUGAAGCAUCGUCAUCUUCGGUGGGGAACUUGCCUGCGGGCGCACCACGCAAGCAUGUCAUCCAAGUGUCUACGUAUCAGAUGUGUGUUCUGAUGCUCUUCAACAGCCGUGACCGGCUGCUCUAUGAGGAAAUUGCUUCUGAGACAGACAUCCCCGAAAAGGAUCUGGUGCGUGCACUUCAGUCGUUGGCGAUGGGAAAGCCUUCACAGCGCAUUCUCAUCAAAAGCCCCAAGACCAAGGAAAUUGAGCCAAGUCACACAUUCACUGUCAAUGACUCAUUCACCUCCAAAUUGUACCGUGUCAAGAUUCAAGCAGUUGCAGCAAAGGGUGAGAGUGAGCCUGAGAGGAAUGAGACAAGAAGCAAGGUGGAUGAAGACCGAAAGCAUGAGAUUGAGGCUGCCAUUGUGAGGAUAAUGAAAGCACGGAAGAAGCUUUCACAUAAUGUCCUUGUCACCGAGGUGACCAGCCAGCUGCGGUCCAGGUUUUAUCCCAGUCCUGUAGUCAUCAAGAAGAGAAUCGAAGGCCUUAUAGAGAGGGAGUACCUAGCCAGGACUGCGGAGGACAGGAAGGUGUACACCUACGUGGCGUGAAGUUGGCGGUGUCGGAGAUUGCAGAAAGUUGGCACUGGUGCAUGUGGCUGCUGAUGGGCGCUUAUUUAUUGGAGCCUGGGAAACAGACCGAGUCGCAGCAAAACUGCUGGCAUUAAGUGCAGCCUGGAAGAAAGACCGGUUUCGGCAGCCCUCAUUCUCUCAUCUUUGGUCACUGCUGCCUAGAAGAAAAACAAAAAACAGAAAAAGAAGCCCUCCUUUUCUUUUCUUUGCAUUUCAUUCCACAUUAGGAGGAGAUGCCUUCAACAGAUCUUGGUUUUCAAUACUUUAGUUUUAUGAAGGUAUUCAGGCGCAUUUGCUUCAAGUUUUCUCUGGGCGUGCGCUAGGGUGUUUCUAUUUUUUUUUUUUUAAUUGAAUAGGCUUCUUGAAAGCGAAUCGCACAUGCUUUUUGUUCAGGAUUGAAUGUGUCUCGCAAGUCUCCUGCCAUGAUGUGAAUGCUCCAUUUGAUGUCCAGAUCAAUUUCUGCUCACUUAUACAAUGGGUCGUAAUGUAAGGCUAUCAUGUGGGACAGUAAUUUGUACAGGUCUUGGAUAACUGGAUUAGUAAUUUUGUUUGUCUGCGUGCGAGUCUGCGUGCAUGGAUAAUUGUGCCCCUUUCUAUUUGUGCUGUGUUCCAAUAGCAAGCAAGGUGCCUCACCUUUAUAUUAGCUAAUAACAGCUAUUUAUUCAGUUUUCGUGUGGCAGUUAUUACAUGCUGUUUCAAUAAAAAGUGGGAUGCAAGUUUUUUUUUUUUUUUUCCAUGGUGAGAUGAUCGUAAGCUGCAACAUUCAUGUGUAAAGUUCUAUGAUGCAAAUGUCCACAUUGCCUAGUAGAAAGUUAUAGAUACAGUUGUUAGUAAAGAGAAUAAAUGGGUUUGGGUGAAAGCCUAGGCACCAAAGAAGCAUCGCCAUAUGAGCUUUGCAUUGCCAGCGCCGAGAAAGUGUGUGCAUGUGAUUGACUAAGGGUCAAUGCCUUCUUAUUUGGACAGUUGGUCAUCACAACAGUGUACAUUUACUUUUUUUUCCCGUUCCGAUGUGCUGUACACUAUUGUGUGUACAGGAGAAAUCUGGCUUGCAUCACUGGGUCUCUCCAAGUUUGCUGGCACGCUUUUCAAAGUGUGUGCUGCUAUGAGCGGUGUGUUGCCCCACGAGUCUUAUUGGCUCAAGCCUCCCAGGAAGGGUAAUGGGGUGCAGUUUUUUAAUGCCUUCAUUUAUUGUUGUACAUAGCAUUAAGUGAUGUACAUAAAUUGUCUCAGUAAAGAAUUUUUCUUCCUUU
This is a messenger RNA of Rhipicephalus microplus (southern cattle tick), 3979 nucleotides long. It is a transcript of the gene Cul3, whose product is annotated as cullin 3. NCBI's taxonomy places the organism in Eukaryota, Metazoa, Arthropoda, Arachnida, Ixodida, Ixodidae. The record is from RefSeq and is a predicted model, not a curated record. Gene Ontology annotation, biological process: ubiquitin-dependent protein catabolic process. Gene Ontology annotation, molecular function: ubiquitin protein ligase binding. Gene Ontology annotation, cellular component: cullin-RING ubiquitin ligase complex.